This is a messenger RNA of Nicotiana tabacum (common tobacco), 755 nucleotides long. RefSeq names its product outer envelope pore protein 16-2, chloroplastic. Gene Ontology annotation, molecular function: amino acid transmembrane transporter activity. Lineage: Eukaryota; Viridiplantae; Streptophyta; Magnoliopsida; Solanales; Solanaceae. The record is from RefSeq and is a predicted model, not a curated record. Gene Ontology annotation, cellular component: chloroplast outer membrane.
ACAAACACAAAAAACUCACUUCACGGUUCUCCUUUUGCUCCGUUUUCUUGCAAAGUUUUGCCUUUUGGUGUAGUUGGGUUUUGUUUUAGAUUUUUUCAAAAAUGAACAGUAACUUGGAGACUCGAUCAUUGCUCCAUGGCUUUGACAAGGGAGGUUUCUUUGAUUUGGGACAUCCUCUUCUCAACCGUAUUGCUGAAAGCUUCGUCAAAGCUGCCGGGAUUGGUGCUGUUCAAGCGGUUGCUCGUGAGGCUUAUUUCACUGCUUCUGAAGGUGCAAGUGGAGAUAGUACCAGCAUACCACCAGAGAUCACUGGUCCCAAGAAUCGAUUUCCAGACCUUAGAGGGGAGACUAACAGAAAGUCAAUUGAGGCCCUGGUAAAGAGCACCGGAAAAGAGUCCGUUCAAUGGGGACUAGCUGCAGGGAUGUACUCUGGUCUUACUUAUGGAUUGAAGGAGGCUCGUGGAGUUCAUGAUUGGAAAAAUAGUGCUUUGGCGGGAGCAAUAACUGGUGCGGCUUUGGCUUUGACACUGGAGGAUCGUUCUCAUGAACAGGUGGUGCAGUGUGCUAUUACAGGAGCAGCUAUCUCUAGUGCCGCGAAUCUGCUUACAGGAAUAUUCUAGGAUGCUGAUAGUAGAAUUUGUUUAACUGGAGACUUGUUACUACUUUGUUUCAAUGGCACUGCACUAGGCAUUUUAACUUUUAUAUACAUGGAUGAUGCUGCUUUCGAGUUGAUUUUGUGGCAUCUUUUGUGCUUA